Molecule: messenger RNA, 666 nt
Organism: Penicillium brevicompactum
Lineage: Eukaryota; Fungi; Ascomycota; Eurotiomycetes; Eurotiales; Aspergillaceae
Gene: fma-AT
Product: acetyltransferase fmaC
Exons: 1
Coding region: 1-666 (221 amino acids)
Source: RefSeq, a predicted model, not a curated record
AUGCUAUUGCCUGAAGUUGCAGAGAAGUUCCAGUCACUCGGAUAUACAGCACUUGUUUACGAUCCGCGGAGUAUCGACGACAGCGACGGUCUUCCUCGAAAUCAAAUCGACCCUCUCAAGCAAAUUGAAGACCUUGCCGACAUUGUGACCUAUGUAACUAUGCUACCCAGUGUCGAUCCGCGUCUCAUAUCACUUUGGGGCAUGUCAUUCGGGGGGACCAUUAGUGCAUGCGCCGCUGCCGUUGAUCGUCGAGUGAAAGCACUGGUCAUGGUCUGCCCUAUUCUGAGCUUCUUCAACCCGCAAAAGCGUGAAAAGGCCUUUGCGCAAUUGAUCAAAGACCGGCAGUCCCAGCUGCGUGGUAAUGAAGCCUUCACCCUUCCGCCAUUCAACAGUAAGGGCGAGAAUCCGAUUGGAAUGGCCGGGUCGGGUGGCCCGGGCGGAGUUGAAGCCUACGGAUUCAUGAAUGCCGUUCUCGAUCGGGGUGCGCCAAAUUUCCGAAACCGCAUUACCCUCCAGAGUUAUUACAAAUUAGCCAUGUGGCAGCUCAAGGAGUUGCUUAAAUUGGUUGAUGUCACCCCUGUCAUGAUGGUUACGCCGGAGCUCGAUGCCAUGUCACCUCCGAAUGAGCAACUUAAAGCUUUUGAAAAAUUUCAGCAACCAAAGUGA